This is a messenger RNA of Diabrotica virgifera virgifera (western corn rootworm), 18272 nucleotides long. It is a transcript of the gene N, whose product is annotated as neurogenic locus Notch protein. Gene Ontology annotation, cellular component: membrane. Gene Ontology annotation, molecular function: calcium ion binding; protein binding. The record is from RefSeq and is a predicted model, not a curated record. The transcript is spliced from 17 exons. The coding region runs from base 199 to 7578 and encodes 2459 amino acids. Lineage: Eukaryota; Metazoa; Arthropoda; Insecta; Coleoptera; Chrysomelidae. Gene Ontology annotation, biological process: cell differentiation; regulation of developmental process; Notch signaling pathway.
CCCCAGACUCGAGUCGAUUGCUGUAGAGUGCGCAUCGUCGUGCGGUACUAUGAAAUACACUCUAUAAACUUUAACCACUUGUUUUUAGCCAAAUUUCGAUUGAAAAUAUGCGUUUGAGGUAGUGCUAAGUGAACAAAAGUUUUGUGAUUGGUGCACUGAGAGUGAUUGUUUGUGCCCCAUGAGGGAUUUUACAAUAAAAUGUGGAUUAACUGUACUAAGGAAUACCACCAGUGCCUUUGGAUUAUAACGAUAACCAUUGUUUUGGCCUUAGUACGAGACACAACAGCAUUCGAAUCAUGCUCGCCCAAUCCAUGUAAAAAUGGUGGAGCAUGCAUAUCACCGCUGAAAGAAGAUACUUUUUGCAAUUGCACCUCAAAAUACGUCGGAGAAUACUGCCAAUACCCGAAUCCGUGCCACCCGUCGCAAGGCCCCCGUUGUCAAAAUGGCGGCUCGUGUCAGGUUCGCGUGUCACCGGGUGAAGCGCCGAGCUUCACCUGUCAGUGUCCGCUCGGGUUUAGUGCUUCGCUGUGCGAGAUCAGAAUAGCGAAUUCAUGCGAUCAGAAACCGUGUUUGAACGGGGGCACGUGUUCGCUGCGGUCCUUGGAGUCGUACCAGUGCGCUUGCGCGCCGGGCUAUACAGGUGAACAUUGCGAAAAACAGGACCACUGUUCGUCGCAGCCGUGUCGUAAUGGCGCAGAAUGCACGUCGGUCGGUGAUUCCUACAAAUGCACGUGUGCUCCCGGUUUUACGGGGGCCUCGUGCCGCGAAGAUAAGGACGAAUGCAAGCACAUGCCAUGUCGACACGGAAAAUGCCAUAACACCCAUGGAAGCUACACAUGUACCUGUAACGAGGGCUAUACGGGCCAAAAUUGCGAAAGCGAAUACAUCCCGUGCGAACCUAGCCCAUGUCAAAAUGACGGCCAAUGCCGAACGAGAGACAAACACACAUACACCUGCGAUUGUCCUAAAGGUUUUCGUGGAUCCAACUGCGAGGAAAACAUCGACGACUGCCCAGGUCACCAAUGCCAAAACGGCGGAGUAUGCGUCGACGGCGUCAACAACUACACCUGCAAGUGUCCUUCGACGUACACGGGGACGUUUUGCGAAAGAGACGUGGACGAGUGUUCCAUGCGACCAUCAGUAUGCCAAAACGGAGCCACGUGCACCAACAGCAUUGGCGGAUUCUCGUGUAUUUGCGUCAACGGAUGGACUGGUCCGGAUUGCUCGGUUAACAUCGAUGACUGCGCAGGAGCUGCUUGCUUUAAUGGUGCCACGUGCAUCGAUAGAGUUGGUAGUUUCUACUGCAGGUGCACUCCUGGAAAAACAGGUCUUCUGUGUCAUUUAGAUGACGCUUGUACCAGCAACCCAUGCCAUGCCGACGCUAUAUGUGAUACCAGUCCUAUUAACGGAUCAUACACUUGCAGCUGUGCUUCAGGGUACAAAGGCAUCGAUUGUUCCGAAGAUAUCGAUGAAUGCGAACAAGGCUCUCCCUGCGAACACGACGGCAUUUGUGUCAACACCCCAGGUAGCUUCGCCUGUAAUUGCACUCAAGGCUUCACAGGUCCUCGAUGCGAGACAAACGUCAACGAAUGUGAAUCUCAUCCCUGCCACAAUGACGGAUCCUGCUUGGACGAUCCUGGAACCUUCCGAUGUGUUUGUAUGCCAGGUUUUACUGGCACCCAGUGCGAAAUAGACAUAGACGAAUGCAAAGAACGACCAUGCUUGAACGGAGGCACUUGCCACGAUCUCAUCAACAGUUUCAAGUGCACAUGCGGAACAGGAUUCACAGGCUCGCGCUGUCAAAUCAACAUCGACGACUGUGCUUCGAGCCCUUGCCGCAACGGAGGCGUCUGCCAUGACGGUAUCGCCGCCUACACCUGCGAAUGUCCCCCGGGAUUUACGGGAAUGUCAUGUGAAACGAACAUCAACGAUUGUCUGUCUUCUCCUUGUCUUCACGGAGAGUGUAUCGAUGGUGAGAAUUCUUUCACGUGCACAUGUCAUCCCGGAUACGCUGGUGCUUUAUGUCAACAACAGAUCAACGAAUGCGAGUCGAAUCCUUGUCAGUAUGGAGGCCUUUGCCAGGAUUUGGUAAAUGGCUACCAAUGCCUUUGCAAACCUGGCACGUCUGGACACAACUGCGAAAUCAACGUCAACGAAUGCUACAGCAAUCCCUGCAGAAACGGAGCUAGGUGUCUGGAUGGGAUCAAUAGUUACACCUGCGAAUGCCACCCCGGCUUCACCGGACGCCACUGCGAGAACGACAUCGACGAAUGCUCCUCCAAUCCUUGUGCAAACGGUGGCGUUUGCAUCGAUCUCAUCAACGGCUUCCGCUGCGAAUGUCCUAGAGGCUAUUUCGACGCAAGAUGUCUCAGCGAUGUCGAUGAAUGCAAGUCCAACCCUUGCAAACAUGGAGGAAGCUGCGAAGACGGCGUUAACCAGUUCAUUUGCCAUUGUCUUCCAGGUUAUGGUGGCAAACAGUGUGAGAUCAACAUCGACGAAUGUGCCUCGAAUCCUUGUCAACAUGGAGGUAACUGCAGAGACCAUUUGGCUUCUUACACCUGCGAAUGCUUGCCUGGAUAUUCUGGCAUCAACUGCGAAUCUAACAUCGAUGACUGUGCAGUCAAUCCGUGCAAGAACGGAGGCAGCUGCAUUGAUCUAGUCAAUGAUUUUAAAUGUGUCUGUGAGCUGCCGUUUACUGGAAGAGAAUGCCAAGACAGAUUAGACCCUUGCCAGCCACAUUUAUGUCAACACAACUCGAAAUGUACUCCUAGCUCCAACUUUUUAGAUUUCGCUUGCUCGUGUGGUGUGGGCUACACUGGAAGAUUCUGCGAGCAAGAUGUUGACGAGUGUAUUGUAUCGAAACCUUGUAGGAAUGGAGCUACCUGUAGGAACACCAACGGAAGCUACAUGUGCAUGUGUAUGAGGGGAUAUGAAGGAAAAGAUUGUUCUAUAAACACCGAUGACUGUGCUUCAUCCCCUUGUCAAAACGGAGGCACAUGUUUGGACGAAUUAGGAGACUUCGUGUGCCUUUGUAUCAACGGUUUCGAAGGCAAACAGUGUGAAAUCGAUAUCGACGAAUGCGCCUCACAUCCUUGCCAAAAUGGCGCCACUUGUAACCAGUACGUCGAUUCCUACACCUGCACAUGCCCACUAGGUUUCUCUGGCAUUAACUGUCAAACGAACGAUCAGGAUUGUACCGAAAGCAGCUGUAUGUAUGGUGGUACCUGUAUAGAUGGAAUCAACAGCUACGUUUGUACCUGUAAACCCGGAUAUACUGGAUCAAAUUGUCAAAAUCGCAUCAACUUGUGCGACAGUUCACCUUGUCUGAACGGUGCCACCUGUCAAGACCAUACCACUCAUUACACUUGCCACUGUCCAUUCGGAUACACCGGUAAAAAUUGUGGGGAAUACGUGGAUUGGUGUGCUACGAAUCCUUGUGAAAAUCACUCCACCUGCAGACAAAGUAAAAACCAAUACUCUUGCACUUGCGGACCUGGAUGGACGGGAAAAGUGUGUGAUGUUGAGAUGGUUAGUUGCAAAGACGCAGCAGCUAAAAAAGGAAUCCAUUGGAAAUACUUGUGCAACAACGGCACAUGUGAGACAAUCGGUAAUUCCCACAGAUGUCACUGUAAGGAAGGCUACACAGGCUCCUACUGUCAAAAAGAGAUAAACGAAUGCGAAACCGCACCUUGCCAAAACGGCGCUACCUGUAAAGACCUCAUCGGAUCAUACAGCUGUAUUUGCCCAAAAGGUUUCCAAGGUCAAAAUUGCGAAUUAAACGUGGACGAUUGUCAGCCGAAUCCUUGUCAAAACGGAGGCACUUGCCACGAUUUAGUCGACAGUUUUCUUUGUUCGUGUCCUCCCGGAACUUUGGGCUACAUUUGCGAGAUCAACAUCGACGACUGCAGAGCAGAUUCUUGCCACAACAACGGCACAUGUAUGGAUAGAGUGGGAGGCUUCGAAUGUAAGUGUCCUCCUGGUUUCGUCGGGCCUAGAUGUGAAGGUGACAUCAACGAAUGCUUGUCCAAUCCUUGCUCUAAUCCAGGAACGUUAGAUUGCGUACAAUUGGUCAAUAACUACCACUGCAACUGCAAAGCCGGCUUCAUGGGUCGCCAUUGUGAGCGUAAAGUCGACGUUUGUGCUGCUAGUCCGUGCAGAAAUGGAGGAAUUUGUAUACCAACCAACUCUGGGUACAACUGUACUUGUCCUGAAGGCUUCUGUGGUCGUUACUGCGAAUUGAACGGCUAUGACUGCGAUUCUGAACCAUGCAAGAACGGAGGGGUGUGCCACGUUUCAGAAAUGGGAGGUUAUUUCUGCGAAUGUCCAGAAACAACCACUGGGGCCAAUUGUGAAAUCGACCUGGUGAACGAAUGCGAUAGCAGUCCCUGUUUACAUCCACAAGCCGUCUGUGAAAACAGGAUCGGUGAUUAUGUAUGUUAUUGUCCACCGAAACACGUCGGAAAAAAUUGCGAAGUGUUUGAUCGAAACGCACCAGGAGGCGUUGGAAAACCUGUGAGGCAGUUACAAGAUUUCAACAGUUUUUACGCCAUGGAUUUAGAAAAGCAGCGGCAAGAAUGUAUUCGAAAUAAAUGCCCUAUAAAAAGAGGUAACAUGCGUUGCGACGAAGAAUGUAACACCUACGCUUGCGAUUUCGAUGGUAAUGAUUGUUCUUUGGGUAUCAAUCCAUGGGCGAACUGUACCGCACCCACCAAAUGUUGGGAAGUAUUUAUGGAUGGUCGCUGCAAUGAAGACUGCAACAAUCCCCAGUGUUUGUUUGAUGGAAGAGACUGUGAGAAGAAGCUGCAAGCUUGCAACCCGAUCUAUGACGCUUACUGCCAAAAACACUACGCCAACGGUUACUGCGAUUAUGGAUGUAACAAUGCUGAAUGCAACUGGGACGGCUUGGAUUGCGAAAAAGAACCACCAGAACUCGCAGAUGGAGUUAUAACGAUGGUGAUUUUAAUGGACAUGGAAAGCUUUAAGAACAACUUGGUCGCUUUCUUGAGAGACACAAGUCACCAAUUGCGCACCACCGUAAGAGUAAAGAAAGAUCAGCUAGGAAAUGAUAUGAUUUAUCCGUGGAUGGGGUCAACACCAUCAGACAACCUACAGGACGAUUAUUUCCGAAAGAAACAUCAUGUAGUGUACUCAGAACAAGCACAAACUGGUGUCAAAGUAUUUUUGGAGAUAGACAAUAGGAAAUGUGCAUCACUGGCAGAGAACUCAGACUUUUGCUUCCAAACAGCAAGCGCUGCUGCCGAAUUCUUAGCUGCCAAAGCUUCCAAACACACCCUAUCCUCGUCCUUUCCGAUAUACCAAGUAAACGGCUCCACUGGCUUAGACCCGGAUGAAAAUCCUCCUGCAAAUGCCAAAUACGUACUCAUCGGGAUAUUAAUGGUUAUAUGUCUGAGUGCACUAAUUUUUGUGGUCAUCCAGACCCAGAGAAAACGUGCAGCUGGUAUAACAUGGUUCCCAGAAGGUUUCCUAAGAACAAAUUCCGGCACCCGUCGCAGAUCCAGGCGGCGAGGCCCCGAAGGACAAGAACUGCGCAAUUUGAGCAAAAAUCCUUCGAUUCCUGGUAUGGACAUUGAUCCAAAUGGACACCAAUGUCAUGUCCCCCAAUGGUCGGAUGACGAAAGCGACAUGCCGCAACCAAAACGUUUCAGAGGCAACGAUAUGGGUUAUUCCAGUGAUCACACAGCUAUUACUGAAUACGAAGAGACCGAACCACGUUGGACUCAACAACACUUAGAUGCCGCCGACAUAAGACCAUCAGUUAUGUUAACUCCUCCUCAAAGCAACGAAGUUGGUGAUAUCAAUGCCAGAGGCCCUUGUGGUAUGACUCCUAUAAUGGUAGCUGCCGUUCGAGGAGGAGGCAUGGACACUGGUAUCGAAGAAGAUGACGACGAUGGUGCUGGACAGAUUAUCCAAGACUUGGUAGCUCAAGGAGCUGAAUUGAAUGCUGCUAUGGACAAGACUGGAGAGACUUCUUUGCAUCUUGCUGCUAGAUACGCUAGAGCAGAUGCAGCUAAGCGCCUCCUAGACCACGGAGCUGACGCAAACGCACAAGACAACACAGGCAGGACACCUCUACACGCAGCAGUAGCUGCUGACGCUUUGGGGGUGUUCCAAAUACUCUUAAGAAACAGAGCUACCAACCUAAACGCCAGAAUGCACGAAGGUACCACUCCUCUAAUUUUGGCUGCGCGCCUAGCCAUCGAGGGAAUGGUGCAAGAUCUCAUCAGCGCAGAAGCAGAUAUCAACGCUGCUGAUAAUUCUGGAAAAACUGCGCUUCACUGGGCAGCUGCCGUCAACAACGUGGAGGCUGUUAAUAUAUUGUUGGCGCAUGGAGCCAACAGAGAUGCUCAAGAUGACAAAGACGAAACGCCCCUGUUUCUUGCAGCUCGUGAAGGCUCAUAUCAAGCGUGCAAGGCUCUUCUAGAAGCGUACGCUAACAGAGAGAUAACAGAUCACAUGGACAGAUUGCCUAGAGAUGUAGCAACGGAAAGACUGCAUCACGAUAUUGUUCGAUUACUCGAUGAACAUGUGCCUAGAAGUCCACAGAUGGUUAGCGUCAUUCCCAGCAACACUGUCAUGACUUCCCCUACUGGGCAUAUGCUUCAGCAACCAACAGUGAUAAUACCCAAACGUCAAAAGUCGAAGAGGCCAAGCAAAGCCAAUGGUCCUACGAGCCCUGAGAACGACGGUGGCAUGAUGACCGUUGGCAGCAUCCGCAGGAAACCCAGCGUGAAGAAAAACAACAAAAAAGUCCAACAAGCCGAAAUGCAGCAAAAUAUCGACUCAGUCAAUUCUACGUUGAGCCCUGUGGAGUCCCCAAUGACAAACCUGCCGAGUCCGUACGACGCUACUUCAUUGUAUUCGAAUAUGAACUUACCCCAAGGCUUGGAAAGUCUCAUGGCAAAUAAACAGCCACCCAGUUACGAAGAUGUUGUGAAGAACAACGGGUUUGCUCUUGACAAUUACGGUGCAACCUUCAGCUUGUUCCCUGCCGACUUAAUCAUGCAACAGAGGCAGCUACAAGCGAAUACCCUCAGCCCGCCAUACUCCAACCAAUCACCGCCUCAUUCCGUACAAUCAAACAUGUCUUUGUCCCCUCAGGGAUACAACGGCUCGCCGUCACCUGCAAAGACACGUCCAUCUCUGCCCACAAGUCCCACUCAUAUGGCAGCGAUGCGAGCGGCCACCAGAAGCCAGCAGCAAAAGCACGGCGGAGUGCCACAGGUGCAGAACCUACAAAUGGGCUUCGAUUUCAGCCAGAUAGGUCUGGAGCUUCCUCUGACUUACACCGGCUUAGCUAACACGUCCCACGCAACUCAGGCAGCGCUACAGCCUCAACAAUAUCAACAGCAGAACUAUUUUUUAACGCCUCCGUCACAGCACUCGGAUCACCUGCUGCCCGAGACCUUCCCCACACCGAGUCCGGAAAGUCCGGGGCACUGGUCUUCGAGUUCUCCGCGGUCCUGUAACUCCGACUGGUCGGAGAAUAUCGCCAGUCCAAACACUUACGUUUCCUCGGGACACCAGACGAACAAAAAUGCUGAUCCCGUCUACAUUUAGAGGCGUUUUUGCAUCGGAAAUACGGCGAAAUAGACAUAAACUUUAUAUUAGCUCAACCAAAAUGUUUUACAACUUAUCAAAUUUUAUAUACACGUUUUUUUAUUAGUAAUUGAAACGGUUUCGCUGUGUUUCUGGGUAAACUUUUUGGGGCUGCGUUGUGAUCUUGUUAAUUUUUUAGGUAGGUUUUUAAUUAGCACAAAAUAGCAGGUUGCGUCCUUUUAUAAAACAGAAAAAAGACAAAAUUUAACUAAAUUAGUUCGUAACUCGAUUACAUAAUUUGACAAUUUUUCCCACAUUUUCGGCCUUAUUAUUCAAAGAUUGGGAGAUAUUAAUCUUAAAUUCAAUCACUUAUUUCUCAUUUAUGACUCAGGUGGUAUCAGGUAAAAGAAUGGAUCUUAUAAAAGAAUGGGAAAAUCGAAAAUUACCAAUUUUUUUACAUUCUCGAGUCAUGUUACCAAUCCCUUGCAUUACUUACUUAUGUCUAAAAAAUUUAUUAUAAAAUCAAUGAACGUUUUAUAAAUAUGACAGAAGUGAAAAAAUCACAGCGGCAUACGUAAUUUUAGUACAAAAGAAAAUAAUUGCAUUUUCAAAAUGAUGGUCCUAGGAAGUACUUACAUAUAUUUUUUUUACAAUUUUGCUUACCUUUGAUGCAUCUUUCAGUACCCUCAUAUGCAUAAAUCAGAAAGAACUUUAGAUUAAUAUCUCAGUCUAUCAAUUUUUUAACUAUGUGUUCUAUUUCUUUUUAUUUAUCUACUAUUAUGGCAGUAUUUUUAGAAAGUAUGUCAGAUAUUUCAGGUAUUUUUUAAACUUCUGCCUUUCUUGUAUGAUUAAUUUGUAUUUGUAAUGUAUCUGUCUUGCGUUUUGACUUCGAAUCAUAAUAUAUUAACUUUUCUAAAUUUAUUCAGUUAUAUCAACACUUUUUCUAUUUUAUUUUUUACUAUUGGAAAAGUAUCAUCAGUAUAUUAUCCUAAGCAUUUUCCAGUAUUUAUCAUAUUUGUUUCUUUCCUGUAUGAUUUUAUCUUUCAUUUGACAUCUAUUUACAUAUAUUAUUUAAUUUUUUUAGUGAAAAUUUGAGCAUUUUUCGUUGUUAUUGACACUUUCUUGACUUUCGUUAUUCUGUUUUAUCAAUAUAGUUUAUAUAUCUUCUUUACUUUUUACUAUUAGAAUAGUAUCGUCGACAUUUCCAAGGAAUUUAAAAUAUAUAAUAUAUUUUUCGUAUUUUCUGUUUUACAUUUUCUUAUGUUGCAUUUUACGUGUAUAUAUUUAGGCAGUAUGUGGGGUUUUGUCCUACUAUUGGACUUUAAUCAUCUCACUUUUCCAAAUUCAUUAUUUUGUACCAUUACAAAAGUAUCAUAGACAUAUCUGAACAUUUUCGUACUAUUUUUCAUAAUUUUUUUGGUCUGCUUGAUUAUCAUUUAUUUCACAUUUUUUAUGCAAUAUUUUAACUUCUUAUUGAAGAUCUGGACAUUUUCCACUGUUUUUACCGCUUAUGUCACAGUUGAAGAAGUCCUAUCAACACAGUCGCUAUGUUUUUUCAAUUAUUUUACUAGUAGAACAGUGUCUAAAGUGUUGCACCCAUUUUCGAUAGUUUUUACAUGUCUUACCAGAUUUUAUUUCUAAUUUUACAUCUAAAUACACAUUAUUUGUGAGUUUUAAAUGAUUUAGUCUUAGGUGCAUCAUUAUCAAGGAACUUUCAAAUUCCACUGUGCAAAUAAUCAUUAUAUACAUCGAAAAUAAAAUUCCAACUGAUUUUAUUAGUCACUUUUUGGUCGAAAUUUGAAAUUUUACCUGAUUUUUUCCAUCGGCACUCUACCAUUUCCCUUUUUUCAAUUGAUCCUAGUUUAAUAGAAUCUUUCAUACUAAUGUUGUUCUGAAGCUAUUUCCUUGUGGCAUUUUUAUAAUAAACAAUUGAGAUGGGAAAUAAGCCACAAUUAAAUUGAAAAAAAUAAUUUUAUUAACGUUUCGACGCCCAAAUCGGAUGUCGUUGACAAAAUACAAAAUACUACUUUCAUACAAUAUUUAACAAAAUUUAGUAUAUUUCUUAAGAAAAUUAGUGUCUUUUAGGAUCUUAUUUUCCAUUUAGCGCCUUUUUAUACAUAUAUUUUAACUUUGUAUUCUCUUUUUUUUUUCUCGCAUGUAAAUUAAAUUUAAUUGAAUAUUGAAUUGAUUAAAAUUGAAGAUUUCUCUGUGGUAAAGGACGCAUCCUUUUGUAACUUGUGGUCUCAGUAAUAUUAUACAGAUUGUACUCUACUUUAAAAAAAUAUUUAUUUUUGUCAAUCUUAGGCAGUAUAUUUUAUUAUAAUAUACAAAAGAAAAAUAAAUCAAUCCACUGUCGUGCCUUUGACGCGUUGUUACAAGUUAAAACAUGUUUGUAAUAUUAUAUAGAAUAGAAAGAAUUCUAUUUUGUACAUAUUUUAAGUAGCUAUAUUCUUGUUAGCAUAGUUUUAUAGACGAACUAGUUUUUUGUAACGUUUCAGAGACAAAUUGUAUGUGAAGAAAAAUAUUUUGUAUCAUAUUUUACAAUUUUUAGCAGAUUUAUAGGUAUAAUACACUUCUCCAAGAAAUUAACACACCACCUUAAAAAUAAGUAAUUUUUGAUGUCUCGAAUUUUUUAAACCUGUUGUCCGAUUUGAGUUUUUUAAUAUGUUAUAGCCUUAUUUUUAACAAUAUCGCUGUAAUAAUAUUGUUGCUAGACAGGAAAAUUGUCAUUGUAUACCGGGUUUACCAAUCAAACUGUGAUUUUUUCUCAAAAUUUGCGUGAUCCUGUGGAAUAUUCUAGCAUUUAUAAAGUACUAAAAUUAAAACCCAAUAUUAGCCUCAUGUUUUCUUAACAUUCUGUUUUUUGAUUCAUUCGCUAAUGUUAGAUAAUAAAAAAGUUAGGUACUUUUACAACUAGCCUUGUUUUUCGUUAGUACAGGUUGUUUUUAAAUAAGUAUGGCAAACUUAAUUAUGCAUGAAAAAUAAUGACAGUUUGCUUUAUAAACGUAUGUCCGCAAAUGCUUCGUUUCCGAGAUAUGGAGUGUUGAAAUUUUUCUUACAAACUGUCGAUUUAUUUAUUGCUCUAAAACCAGUUGAUAUAUGCAAAGGAAAUUUGGUGGGUUGUAAGAGGUAGUUAUUGCGCAUAUUUUGAUAUACAAUUAAAAAUUUAAUAUUCACCAUUGGCGCUCAUACGGGUAAUAUGACCCUUAUGUGCGCCGAUGGUGAACAUAAAAUUAUUAAUUGUAUGUAAAAAAUGCACAAUAACUACCUCUUAAACCUCACCAAAUUUCAUUUGCAUAUCUCACCGAUUUUAGAGCAAUAAAUAAAUCGACAGUUUAUAAGAAAAAUUUCAAUACCUCGUAUCUCGGAAACGAAGAAUUUGCCGACAUACGUUUAUAAAGCAAACUGUCAUUAUUUUUUCAUGCAGAAUUACCCCUUAAAGUUUGCAUACUUAUUUAAAAACAUUGAUGAAAAACAAGGGUAGUUGUUAAAGUACCUAACUUUUUUAUAAUCUAACAUAAGCGAAUGAAUCAAAAACAGAAUGUUAAGAAAACAUGAGGGUAUAGUUGAGUUUUAAUUUACAUAGAAUAUUCCACAAGGUCACGCAAACUUUGAGAAAAAAUCACAGUUUGAUUGGUACACCCGGUAUACAAUGAUAGUUUACCUGUCUAGCAACAAUAUUAUUACAGCGACAUUGUUAAUAAGUAAGGCUAUAACAUCGUAAAAAAAUCACUUAAAUCGGACAACAGGUUUAAGAAAUUCGAGACAUCAAAAAUGACCAAUUUUUAAGGUGGUUCGUUAAUUUCUUGGAGAAGUGUACGUUUUAGUGUUUUUGAUGUGGUUUUUACCGCAGCAAAAGCUUUUUAAAUUGCCAAUUUUCUCGCACAUAGAGAUAUUGUACAAUGGUGUGCACGGAGAUUUGUUGAAACAGCUACCAGAUCUACUUUUUCGGGUUCUAUGUAUUUCUCUUAUGACAAAUUUUCCGUAAAAAGUCUUCCUAUUUAUUUAUUUUCCAUGAUGUGAUAAUACACACGUCAAAAACACUAAAAUAUUAUUUUAAGUAUGCAAUGUACUCGACACAGGGGUCAAAGUUGCUUUCUAAUCCACACAAUGAGGGUCUGCAAUCCAUUAACUUAAGGAGUCGUGGUUAAAGAAUGAUAGCACUUAAGAAUGUUGUGGCGGACAAAUUUUUUUGAUGGAAAAAGCUUUUCUACUAUAUUUUCCUUUAAGUUGCUAUGAAAAAAUGGAAAUUUGACAUAAAUUGUAAGAUAAGUGGAAAAGCUUAGGAAAAUGUUGGCGGACAAAAAUUUUGGGGUAUCAAUUACGAGUACACAACAGGCUAAACACACAAAUUUUUUGUCCGUCUACAUUUUCCUCACCUUGUCCAUUCUUUAACACUUAUAAGAAGAAUUUCCCAGUUUUUCGGAGAAAAAAAUGUCCGUCGCGGUAAUCUUAGGUCUUAAAAGUAUGAUGUUUUCAGUUGAGGCGUCGUUAAAGGCGUCAUGUGAUCCUAAAAUGUACAUAAUUUUUACCGACUAUAAAUAAUUCAAUUAUUAAAAUCAAUUUUAUUUUCUCCGGAAGGCUUAGCGGACAAAUUUUUGGCUAUCGGACACUUCGAAUGAGUACAAGAUUUACUUAUUUGUGAAGAGUGGCUUUAAAAUCGCCCAAUUCGUUUUGUCUGGCAUGAAUAUCAUGCUUUAAUACAUUUUAUGAGCAUUCCUAUGAAAAAUUAAGUGCUGUUAAUAAAUUGAUAGUCGGGAAAAUUGACAUAUUAGGGUGUCCAACACGCUUUAUGUCCCAAAAUUUUUGUCCGUCAACAUAGUCCUCCUAUUUUACACUUAUCUUCGUAUCAGACGUACUAGACGGAGAGGCAGCGCUGAAAAAUCUCUUUGAAUUUACUAAAGCUAAAUUUUUCACAGUUGAUUACUGUGAUUGUGUAGAGAAACAUACUGCGGUCGGUUAAGCGAAACGUAGAACAGGGGUUACUGAGAGGGUAUCAAAGUUGCUUUCCUACGAAGGUAAUUAUUUCCAUUUACUAAGGCUGAAAAUCAGUACACACAUUCUAAAUUGAAUAUAAAUAAAAGUUAUUAUAGUCGGUCAGCAGUAUGACGGGACAGAGCCGGUCGGUCGGCCCCAUUGAAUGUACAGGGUUAUUCACUAUAUUUUGACCCCCUUGUAAACUGCUUUAUUUACAGAAUUAGAAAAAAUGUAAAAUACAACAGGUAUUCGAUUUUUUAAUUAUAAUUUUUUACACAUAUAAGUCGUACUAGUGACAUGAUCCAUCUGGGCGUGAUGACGUUUUCGACUAUUUUUUAAAUGAGAAUAGGGGUCGUGUGCUAGCUUAUUUCAAAGGUUAUUCAAUUCUCUAUACAGAACUAUAAACAUUAAAAUCAUUAUUUAUACAGGGUGUCUAAAAAACAUUUUUGAAUUUUUAAUUAAGCAAUUAAUUAAUUAAAAAAAAUUUUUGGACACCCUGUAUAAUUAAUCAUGUUAAUGUUUAUAUUACUGAAUAGGGAAUUGAAUAACCUUUCAAACGAGUUAGCACUCGACCCCUAUUCCCAUUUAAAAAAAUAGUCGAUUACGUCAUCACGCCCAAAUGGAUGACGUCACUAGUACGAUAUAUAUGUCAAAAAAUCAUAAUUUAAAAAUCGAAUAACUUUUGUAUUUUACAUUUUUUUUAAUUCUGUAAAUAAAGCAGUUUACAAGGUAGUCAAAAUAUAGUGAAUAACCCUGUACAUUCACUGGGGCCGACUGACCGGCUCUGUCUUGUCAUACAGCUGACCGACUAUAAUAACUUUUAUUUAUAUUUAAUUUAGAAUAUGUGUACUAAUUUUCAGCCUUAGUAAAUGGAUUUAAUUACCUUCGUAGGAAAGCAACUUUGAUACCCUCUCAGUAACCCCUGUUCUACGUUUCCCUUGACCGACCGCAGUAUUUUUCUCUACACAAUCACAGUAAUCAACUGUGAAAAAUCUAGCUUUAGUAAAUUCAAAGAGAUUUUUCAGCGCUGCCUCUUGGACUAUUAUAUUUUAUCUUGUAUUUGGGCAAUAAAUCUUGUUUUUUUCCUAGUUUUGGAUUUUAAGGAUCUUUUCGUUUUUCUAAAUUCAUUAUUUAGUUCUGACAACUCUUUUUCUUCUUUUAUUUUUACUACUAAGUCAGCAUCGUCGGUAUAUCAAAAAAUUUUUGAGUAUUUUUCACAAUUUUUCUUUUCCUUUGCGAUUUUAUCUUUGAUUAGACAUUUUUUGCUCAUUAUUUGAUGUUUUUAAUGAAGAUCUGAGCAUUUUUCAUUGGUGUUACUACUUUUUGGCUUUAUCAUGCAGCUUUAUUGGUACAGAAUUUACUAUUAGAACAGUCUUCAACAUGUCUACAGAAUUUAAUGUAUUUCUCAUAAUUUUUUUCUUUUCCUACAUUUUUUUAUUUUGGAUUUGAUUAAUAAUUCUUGUUUUUGUCCUAGUUUUGGGCUUCAAGCAUUUUCUCACGUUUCUAAAUUCCCUAUUUUGUUCUGGCAACUCUUUCUUCUAUGUUUUUGCUAUUAGUACAGCUUCAUCGGUAUUUCUAAGAUACUGAAAUGUUUUCUGUACGUUCCACAUUGUAAUUUCUUGACUACUUUCUUCAAAAGCCAUAUUAGAAACUUACUGAGAUGGUAUCAUCUCUGACCUACAGUUUUGAGAAUCUACAAACCAUGGUUUAAGUAGUAAUAGGUCUCCAGUAAAUUUCCCACACAAUGUUAUAAUAAACUUGAUAGUCCUAUAAAAUCUUAUCACAUUAUUGUGUAAAGAACUGCGGCGUCCUGGGAGAGAUCGACAAAUGAUACUUUUUUAAAAUGACCCCUGUUAAAUACUAUUUGUUUAAGCGCAGAAACAGACGAACCACUCUGCGCUACUCUGUGGCGCCACAAAGUGGCUGAGACAGGCGAUUUUGUAGCGCCAAUGAUUUUGUAAUGGACGCCACUAGCAGCGAGGAUCGGCGCCACAGAGUAGCGCUGCAGAGUGGUUCAUCUGUUUAUGCGCUAAUACACAUACGAUAUUUUUGUACCAAAAUCUUUUUUUUAAUUUUUGAGCAACCCGGUCUCUCUUUUUUGUUUUGUGUGUCAUUAAGAACGGUAUAUUAACAUCUCGAAAGUCUGUGAUUCCAUUUUUGUAAUUAACAUGAUUUUGACAAUAAUUUUACGUAAAUUAGUGAUAUUUUUGAUAAAGAAUUUUACAAUAAAAGUGCGCACAACAUUCCACACCACUGGAUAUCGAAUUGUAUUUCAAAAAAUUUAUUAAGCACAAUUAUAGAGUUUAUAUAUAUUUUCUCGAAUUCUACAUUAAAUUUUUGUAGGUUUACUUAUCGUAUAUCACAUAUCAACUAAAAUUGUGUUAUUCACUGCCAAUAUUGUUCAAAUUCAGCUCACUUUUUACCCUAUGUGCCUCAAAAGUACUCAAAAAUUCGACAGGUUUAUUCGAGUAAUUUGGUCAUAGCUUUUGAGACACACUGUAUAUUGAUGGUAAAUGAUAUUGACGGUUUAGGUCCACUAAAGGACUAAAUUUUUAUAAAAUGUUUUUAUAAUUGUAAAUACUUAUUUUAUUAAUUUAAUUGUUAAUUUUAAAAAAUUAAAGAAUAUGCCUUCUACAGGGUGUCACACAGUUUUCGAAACAAAUGUAUAGAUUUUCAAGAAAUGUGUCAUUCUUGCUUUUUUACUUCAUUAUGAUCAGUUUUGUACUUGGGUCUUUUAAUUUAGAGGAUUUAUCACCCUUAAAUUCUUAAUAUCGAUAAACACUAUUAUUUAUUUCACUAAAGCUUUUGUUUUUGCUUAUCUCUCUACUUCUUAUACAGGGUGUUUGGUAACGAAUGGGCCAUAGCUUAACCUCAGAUUCCUGAGGUUAAAAUAGAUAGAUUUAAGCUAACUUACUUUAGUACGAAUGUUGAUAAUAACCUAAAUACAGGGUGUCAUUACACUUUUUUUUAUUUAUUCUUGAAUAUUUCCUGACACGCAUGGGAUAACAACACUAAAUUUGGUAAACGGGGCUUUUUGGGAUGAGAAAUCUAAAUUCGCUACCAAAAAUUUUUCACGAGCUCAUUUAAUACGUUGAAUUUUUUUAUACAUAUUUUUUGAAUAAAGACUUUUAUUCCCCUAUUAUGUUUACUUAAAAAAAAUGAACUACAUUCAUCUCGCUAAACUCAACCGUUAUGGUGGUUGGGGUUAUUUACCCCCGACGAGGGGGUUGAUUUGUAAAACACUAUUUAUCAAACAUGUAUUUAUUUGCCAACACUAAAUAUACCAGUAACGAGUUGGUAGGGAAAGUCUAUAUUCUAACUACUUGAUGUCUAAAUAAUGAAUGAUGAAUAAAUAAUGAUCUGUGCAAUACUUUCUCCGUAUCUAUAAAUAAAUUCAUAAUUGUUUUGUUAUGAUUUUGACGACAGGAUUGUGACCGUGAAAUACUCAUAAUAUCAAAAUCGCUGACUGAGGUGUUCUCGAACCGAUUGGCCUACAUUGUGAAAUAAAUGUUACCCAGUUAUUUUACUAUAAACAAUAAUGUUUGUUUAAGACCUUUAAAAAUUAAAUCCAUAUGAAUUGCUCUUAUUUUUGAAUGUUAAUAUAAAUCCUGUACACCGUUUUCGAGGUAAACGCAUUUUAAAUUAGCGAUGCAAAAUAAUUUUUUUCGUAUCAUUUCAGUUACACUUGAAAAAUAAACUUAAAACCAUAAUAAUCUCCAAAAAUGUAUCGCAAAUUCCUUCAAAUGGAAUUUGUUAUGCAAUGAUAUCAAUAUGAGAACUUGCACAAUUAUUAUGGUUUCAAGUUUAUUUUGGGGGUGUAUCUACAAUGAUAUUAUGCAAAAAAUUAUGUUGCAUCGCAGAUUUAAAAUGCGUUUAUUUCGAAAACGGUUGAGUUUAGCAAGAUGAAUGUAGUAUAUCUAUGGUUGAGAAAGGGCGUAGUUAAGCGUAUAUCGAAGGACCACCAGCCAUGGGCUGGAAAGAAAAGCGGUUUACACGUAACAAACUUUAUUGUGUGAAGAAUGGUGAAUAAAAAGCUAGGAUGGUAAUGUACCUAUAACUGUUGUAUGACACUGAUGUACGUAUAACACUGACGUUGGACUGUCACUUCACUUCACUGUAUAACUACUUCAACGAUAAGGUUUGCUGCGUACAGGAAUGUUCUAGGCUACGAGUAACACUGGCAACCUUGCUUUUGCGUUGUUUUUAGCGGCAUUAAGAUUGCGAUAUUAAACGACUGGCGACUGUCCUUUCCUUAGAUAAGGAAAAAAGAGAGGACGGGUAACACUCAUUUAACACACACGUUCCAAAAGUGAAGCCAGUUUUUGGUUUGUUUGUCACCAAAAACAUGGCGGUCACGUCAAAAAUAACAAUGGGUUGCCAGUGGUGGGUGUUCGUUGAAGGUUAAAAUUUCAUAAAAAAUAAAGUAAAUCAUCAUCUAAAAUUCGUAAUAAAAACAUAUGUAUGUAUUGAAACAUAUGUACGUAAUAUGAGCAACUUAAUAAAACAUUUACCGUACACAAAUUCUUCAUUUUAAAUACAUUUCAUGUUUUUAUUUUAAAUAUUCAAUGCAUAACAAUACCCCAAAGAUACGUCGAUGAUCAAAAUCUCUGGUGUCGGUUUGGCUUCACUUUUGGUCAUAGGAUUACUCGUCCUCUCUCUUUCCUUGUCUAAGGUCCUUUCUGAGGACUGAUAGCGAACCUUUCUACUCGAAGGUUAGUGGCGAACUCUUUUGUUGAAGCUAGAGAAACGCGGUAAACCUUCGUUUUGGCGGCUUUUUUAAGGGACCGGUUGAGUGACUUCUGAGAUCUAGCAUUGGUUUGUGUAACGAACAUUACAUAUUUGUAUACAGGGUAAAACGUUAUUUCACCAAUCUAUUUUAACUAAAAAUAUUAAGAGAAUGAAAUUUUUGUAUUAAAAAGUAUGUAGAGUGGGAGAUAAAAAAAUGAAUGAAUUAAAUGAGCACUGAAAGACGUGGCACCCUCUGGGUACAUCAGUUUUGGUGGCGAAUUUAGAUUUCUCGUCUUAAAAAAUCUCCUCUUACCCAAUUUCGUGUUGUUAUCCCAUGCCUGUCAGAUAUUCAAGAAUAAAUAAAAUAAAAGUUUAACUUUGACACCCUGUAUUUCGGUUAUUAUCAACUUUUGUACUAAAGUAAGUUAGCUUAAAUCGACCUAUUUUAACCUCAGGAAUCUAAGGUUAAAGUAUGACCCAUUAGUUACCGAACACCCUGUAUAUUUUUUCGCCUUAUUCUAAAGACUUACUAUAUAGCAGCAGCUAUUACUAAUAAACUUCUUGGAUGACCCAAACUGUUUUUUAUUCCAUAGUUAAUACAAAACAUUCCAGAACAAUACUAUUUGCAUUCCACUGUUAAUACUCAGUUCAUUUGUGCCAUUUAAACAUUUUUAUUACUACAAAAUACUCUUUCUAACAACAUUCCACUUUUUGGGUUGGAAAUGUAUGAUAGUUUUGAAAUUUUGUGUGACAAUCCAUCAUUCUGUGUAUAGUCGAAAGCCAGUUGACUGUAUAUUUAUAUAAUUUUUGACAUAAUUGAUUAUGAUCGAUACGGUCAACUGGUUUUUUCUUGUAAAAAGUACUGAUUAGUUAUAUUUAUAGGUAAAUAUGGUUUUGACUAUUGUUUCGCAUACGUCGACAACAUAGAUGUCGGCAGUUGCUGUUUUUCUUUAGUUUUAAGAUCACAUGCUUUGUACUAUAUGAUUUUAAAUAAAUAGAUUUUUAUAUAG